Messenger RNA from Lathyrus oleraceus (garden pea), 1266 nucleotides. RefSeq lists its product as uncharacterized. The coding region runs from base 1 to 1266 and encodes 421 amino acids. The transcript has 3 exons. Lineage: Eukaryota; Viridiplantae; Streptophyta; Magnoliopsida; Fabales; Fabaceae. The record is from RefSeq and is a predicted model, not a curated record.
AUGGAGUUUAUAGAUGAUGAUAUAAUGGACGUCAUCCCUCUAUGCAUUAUACCGGGCAACACCACAGGUACCUCCUCCAAUGCUGGAGAUAAGCAAGGUAAUACCUCUGGUAACUCCUCUCUUCCUAAAGACAUGUAUUACACUGAUCACGCUAUAAGGAGACUAGUUACUAGAAUACUGAGUGAAGGACAUAAAGUUGAAGGGGUCUCUACCCCUCUGUCCAGAAGGGAACCUUCUCCUGAAAGAAGACCUCAUGCUGAUAAAGAUGAUGAUUCAUCUAGAUCAGAAAUAGAGGUGGCUACUGAAGGGCUUUGCUCUCUAGAUGGAGCAGCAAAGUGGAAAUAUGUCAUUCAGAGACGAGUAGCCAUUGAAAGAGAACUGGGUCAAGAAGCUGUAGAGGUAAAGGAGGUUAUUGAGUUGAUAAAAAAUACUGGACUCAUGAAGACUGUGGCAACUCUACCCCAAUGCUAUGAGGGGCUGGUUAAAGAGUUUAUUGUUAAUAUCCCUGAGGAUAUUCAUGAUAAGAACAGUAGGGAGUUUUGCAAAGUUUUUGUAAGAGGCAAAUGUGUAAAAUUCUCACCAAAUGUCAUCAACAAGUUCCUAGGAAGGGGAAUGGAUGGAGGAGUAGACUUAGAAACCACAGACAAUGAGGUCUGUAGGACUAUCACAACUGGCCAAGUUAAGGAAUGGCCUAGUAGAAAUCACUUAUCAGCUGGAAAACUAAGUGUUAAAUAUGCCAUCUUGCACAAGAUUGGCUCAGCUAAUUGGAUUCCUACUAAUCAUGCAUCUACUAUCUCCAUCAAUCUUGGAAGAAUUAUUCAUGCUAUUGGAACAAGGUUACCCAUUGCCUUCCCUUCCCUUAUUUGUGGCAUAAUCCUAAGUCAACAACCAGGGAUUCUGAGCACAAGUGACAUACCAAGCAGGAGAAAAUCCCCUUUGUCCAUCCAUUACAAGCUGUUUGAGGGAAGUCAUGUCAAUGAUGUCAUGACAUCUGCUAAGAGGGAGCCUGCAUCCAAAGGAAGUCUGAUUGAUCAACUGAAAGAGACAUGCAAAGAACUGGACAAUGGUAUAAGGGUGGCCAAGGCCAGAAAAGAAGCUUUGGAAGUUCUUAUCUGUAGCCUGGAGAAGGAAGAAGUAGAAAAGACUGGGAAUGACUCAACUACAAGAUCAAAAUCCCAAUCCAGUGGAGGUUCUGGAAGCCCAGAAAGUUCUGAAGGUACAGGUGAAGAUGAAGAUGAAGGUGAAGAAGAUUCUUCUUCUGAUUAA